CUACGCUCAUUCCUUACUAAAUCAGAAGAGAUCACCCACUAUAAUCUGAUUGGCUGUCUCUCUUCAAGGGAGCAAAACUACACUGCCCACCCACUGUUUAUAUGAAUUCUCGGUCAUUACUUACUUCCCCCCACAGACAAGAUAUUUGAAACAAGCGCUCAUGGCAGCUAAUGAAUACCGUAGUUACCUACGGAAUCACUUUGAAAUGGAGACCGGUCAGCCGCGAUUUCAUGCUGCCCAGAGUACUGCACCGACUUACAGAUCACUUAUUUUUGGAACGCUAGCUGUAAUUGGAUUGUUGCAGGUCGCAUCAAGUGUUGCAAUUUUGUUACACUUAACUGGGUAUCUACGCGAGAUAGACAUUUCCUCAACCCAAGAGAAACCAUUAGAGGAGAUUAGAACGGAACCAUACCUUGCAGAUGCCUUGAAAGAUCAAAGGAAAAGUUCGCCAAAGACAAAAUGCCCCAAAAAGAGAGAAGUGAUCCCUGAGGCACAUCUUCCUAUUAGAGGACCUAUUGAUUUUUCCAAUACAGAAGAUCAGAAGACUGUUAUGAUCCACUGGAGCAAUGAGUAUGGGCGGUUGAAGAAGAUCAAAUAUAAUGAUGGGCGGAUUCUGGUGGAAAAAGGUGGAUUAUACUAUGUUUAUGCCAAGACCUGUUUCAGGCACUAUUUUCAAUCUCCUGGCCAGCCAGAUGUGAGCAACGCCCAGUUGAUUCAGUAUGUUUACCAUGAGAAGCACACCCAGUCUACUAUCAAACCUAUCCUGCUCAUGAAGAGUGGUAGUACCAUGAGGUGGGAUGACAAACACUAUAAUAUGUACUGUGUGCAACAAGGGAGGGGUAUCCAUCUCAGUCAAGGGGAUGGAAUCUUUGUGAAUGUGUCAAACUCGUGGUUACUAGACCCAGAACCAGAGGGUAGUUACUUUGGUGCUUUGAAAUUGGGCACCUCUAAUGAACUCUGUUAAAAUGUCAUUUAAAGGAGAAUUCCGGACAAUUUCAACAUGGAUCUUGAUCGCUAGACAUGGCCAAGUACUGUCGAUAUGGAAAAAAACAGCCAAAAUAGGUGCUAGCGAACUGGAGUACCUGGAGCUACUGUCCAGUGCUCCCAGUGAGUUACAAUGCUUUAUCUAGGGGCAUCAUCUAAACGUGUCUUUAACAGACUCAAAAUGUCAUAAAAAGUCAUUACUUGUGAAGAAACCGUUUAAAUUCAAAGUUUGUACUGUCACAUUUGCACACUACUCUGUUUACCUUUUCCUGCAACAACUGAAUUCCCACGGUACUUCAGCGCGAGAAUAGAGCUAGCUUUCAGUAACAUGCAAGCUCAGGCAUCAUUUGGACCGUUUCCAUGUAGUUAGUUAUUAAUAUGGUCAUAACCAUUACAGUGCUCAAUUACCUAUUUUUGAGGGUAAAUAAACUUCAAGUUUUCGCUGCGAAGCCGGCAUGACCUCGACAACAGACUCUUUUAGGAUUUCCUGGAAGCUAGUGAUGGAAACUGAGGCAUGUGACUACAAACUUUGAAUUUAAACGGUUUCGUCACAAUUAAUGAGUUGAAAACACAUAGUUUUGUCACAUAAGGACCCUGUUCAUGUUGCAAAAAAGAUUAAGAAGUUAAGAGGCAAAAAGGCACGUUUAGAUGAUUCCCCCAGACCUAGCAUUGUAGAGCACUGGCCAUUAACUGCAGCUACUCCAGUUCGGCAGCACCGAUUUUGGUCGUUUAUUUUUUUUAUCCACAGUACUGGGCGAUGUGUAGCGAUCAAGAUCCAUGUAAAAAUCGUCCGGAUUUCUCCUUUAAGUCUUUUGAAUUUUUUAAAAAUAUUAUUUUGAAAACCACUGAAUUGAUGUAUUGCGUACAGCAGAUGCAACCGCAAUCAUCAGUGACACAGAAACCCAGUUUUAUUUUGAAACAACCAGCUCUGUUCACACAAUUUUGUAUAAACACAUCAUUGUGCGUCAAAAUUCAAAAGUACUGUAUGUGUCAUUUCUUGCAGUACUGUUUAUAAUGACUUUCACUGACAGCUGUUAACUGCAUUAUAGCAUGCAUAUCUCACCUUCAUGGUAAACCAAGGAGAGGCCCCAAAAAUACCAUUGAACAAUGUGAACAUGCCCAUGAUUAAAUGUAUUAACUCUAUCAAGGGCUGAAAUGUAAUCAAUCCCCAUUUUAAAAACAGUACUUUGUUCUUUUGUUAGCAGUUUAUUUAUCUUUGUAGUCCAUUUGCAAGCAUACUGUAUAUAGCUCGCAAAAAUGUAGCCAUGUGAUCUACUGUCACAUUUCCAAAGGGAUGGAAAUGGAAGUGUUAGUGAGACUGUGUAUGAGUACAGAACUGAAAAUGCACCACAUGGUUGUGAAUUAAAUAUAUAAAUUGGAUGUAAAGUUAUCCAGUUUACAGGCAAAUUCAAUAUGUAGUAAAUGAUUCCAUGUUGAAGAAAUAGGGAUAGUUCUCUGGAAUUUCUAGAUAUCUGCACAAGAUGGAAUAGAGAUGCAUUUGUUUCAUUUUAACAUGAAUCUUUUUCUCAAUGACUUUCUCAACCUUAUGAGUUCUGAUUUAUACAUGUGGCCUUUUGCCCACAAGGUGUUAUUGUGGCACAUUUACUGUUGUACUUGUAAUCAGGGUUAGUGGUACAUUUUAUGGGAUGUAUUUACAAAGGAUGACAGAAAAAGUCUUGGCUAACCUAUUGCACAGAAUUCUAUCCUGCGUUAUAAUGAGACAUCAAAAUGUAAGAUUUAAGAUAGCUGGACUGUCUGUUUGUCAGUGUAACAGCUGAAAUCACUGACUAAUAUGUGGAACCAAAUUGACUUUGGUGCACUAUUAAUUUAAAAUGUACGCGUUUCUUUCUCCUGUACCUCACUGAGUGUGCAAGGGAAAAUGCACUAAAGUAUUUAUUUAUUUGAUAUUCUGAAAUAGAUCAUUACUAAAUGUUCUAUUGUAUGUAAAAACAUGUGCAUUUGUUUUCUGCUUUUCUAUAGUUUGUUUUCUGAAGAUGUCUUUUGGUCAAUUCACCUUUUUUCCUGAUACACAGUGUCUCUGUUUGAAAGCUUAAGUGAGUGGUUUCUCAAUUGAGGAGCUUAUGUAUUUAUCUUCACAUGACAAUUCUGUGUGCAAAUCCUCAGUCAAAAACAGAAUAUAUUAGUUUUUUUUAAAGUUGCUUAAUAUUU
This is a messenger RNA of Alosa alosa (allis shad), 3153 nucleotides long. RefSeq names its product TNF superfamily member 11 (gene tnfsf11). Gene Ontology annotation, cellular component: membrane. Gene Ontology annotation, biological process: immune response. The transcript is spliced from 4 exons. Gene Ontology annotation, molecular function: tumor necrosis factor receptor binding. Bases 161 to 964 code for a protein of 267 amino acids. NCBI's taxonomy places the organism in Eukaryota, Metazoa, Chordata, Actinopteri, Clupeiformes, Clupeidae. The record is from RefSeq and is a predicted model, not a curated record.